Messenger RNA from Styela clava, 2941 nucleotides. RefSeq lists its product as uncharacterized. NCBI's taxonomy places the organism in Eukaryota, Metazoa, Chordata, Ascidiacea, Stolidobranchia, Styelidae. The record is from RefSeq and is a predicted model, not a curated record.
GAAUAUAUUUUGCUCUUUAUACCUAACAAGAGAGCUAUGCUCAAAUAUAUGGACACAAAGUCCAGAACGAAAUGCUUUGCCAACAUUUCACCGAAAAUCAUACGGUUUUUGUGUCCUACGUUUUCCCAUGGGUAUUACAAAGGUGUGCUGUCCCAUCCCAUGGGUCGUUUCCCAUGGACAAGCCUGCCAAUAAGCCUCUUACGGGGGAGGGCAGUCAAAUGACGAUGAGGGCAAUAUAAUCAUCUCUACGACUAAGUGUUUUAAGAAACUGAACAUUAGUACAUUUAGUAACAUUUACAGAUUUUCAUAUUUAAUCUAUAAUCUUUGAACUAAAGUAUUCUAUCGAAGAUAUUAUUUCAAACUUCAGACCAGACCUUAGAAAUAUUAUUUCCCCUUUAGUUCGUUUAAUGAUACGAAGAGAAAAAAUAUACCGUAUAAUUUUAAUAGUACAAAAUUGCUACCAUAUUGUGGAUGAUCAAGCAUGGACUUGUCAACAUCAAUGAAAUCUUAGACGAGUAUCAACUUCGUAAUAAUGAUAUCAAAUAUCCUAACGAUGAACGCAAAUCAGGUUUAUUUCCGGUUCAAUGUAUGAUGUGAUGUAGAAUUCAGAACGGGAAAUAGGAUUUCAAAGUUCACCUCAAACCAUUGCGAAUAAAGCGACCGGAUUCAUUAAAUUGAGAUUAUAGCUGUAUAGAUGAUAUGGUGUGUUGCUAUACGGAAGGAAAUAGAAAUAAAAAUUCUGGAAGUAGGUUCAGCGAACAUGUAUAAAGAACGAGAGAGAGACUAUUGAAGAUUAAACGGCUUGCUCCUAGGUAUUGGUAAUAUCCUAAGUUGCGGUUUUAUGAAAAACCGCAACAGACACCCUAUAACUAAAAAUAAAAUGAAUUUCAGGUAGAAAUACAUGUAAGUAAUUUUGAAUAUGUUCUGUGUUCUUUGUUUUAUAAGCAUAAUUGGGAUAUCCAAAUGCCUGAGUUUGAAAUGUUACAUCAAAUAAUUUAUUUACUAUUUAUUUCCACUCAUUGGUCUUCUGUGGAUGGGGAAUGCCAACUACCACAAACGCAAGAGAUAGAUUGGAGCAAGAUGAGAGGUGUUUGGUAUGAGAUAUUGAAUUCUGGAACUCCGUUUGAUAACCUGUUGUCAUGUUUCGAAGUUGUUGACAUUCAGAAUAUCACUGGAGGAAUGAGGCAAACAUUUUACGACGAAAACAAAGACAUAAGUGUUUCCGUUGAUGUCAAGAGAUUGGAAUCGGGCCACUACAAAUACGAGACUGAUCAUGUUCCAUCGUGGAUCGCAUUUUUAAUGAAUGAAGUAUCUCCAGAAAAGCCUGUCGACCCUAAAUUGCUUCAAGAACUUACAGACAUGUUCGAAGAUGAAACGGUUUACCGAACUGAUUAUGAAACCUAUGGAAUAAAUACCAGAUGUACUAAAGAUGGUAAAAAAUUCUACUGGAUAAUCAGUCGCGACCCUCAUCCAACUUCUAACAAUAUCGUAUAUAUUUUCAACAAACUAAUGGAACUUGGAUAUGAAUGGAACGAUGUGCCACUGCACUUGUCAGGAUGCACGGAAUCAGAUGAAACUGUAUAAAAAAUGACACAAAUGUCUGAUUUUGAUAUAUUUUGAGGCGGAAAAUUCAUGAGACGCUCCUUUUGUAGUUUGAGUGUGAAGAGUUUAAGGUUAUUUGAAUCAAAAAUUGAGUUUCAUUCGAAAGAUUCCAAAAACUUUGUUGGCGUUGAACAUUUAUCAGCGUUUGGAACAUUGACGUCCACUACUAUCUUGAUUUACCAUAUGUAUAUCAUAUAACUUUACAAUAUAUUUCAUCCGGUUCAUAUACCGUAUUAAACGGACCAUAAUGCCCAAUUUAAAUCCUUUCGAUCAAAAAAAAAAAAAUCGAUUUUGCGCCUUAUAAGCCAGUGCGCUUAAUGUAUGGGUCAAGUAGUGCUUCAUGCGUUAUUGCCUCAGUGGUGAGCUGUAGCCGGAACGCACCGGAGCGGCGUCCGGUUGUUGAACAUUUUAUUGCAUUUGCGUAGCUGUAGUUGAUAUAAAAUUAUGGUACAAAAAGUCUAGUAAACCUACUUAAUAAUUUAUGUUUUGUUACAUCAUAAUUCGUAAUUUUUUUUACAUCACAUCACGCAAAUAAUUAUUACGUCAGUAACAUGUAAUAGAUGUUCCCCGACCUUCGACCCCAUGGGAAUUCAUCCUAUACCCUUCAAUAAUAACAUUUGUAUUGAAUUGCUAUGAAUAUAUUUGUAAUUUUACAGACUUAUUUCAGAUAAUUUAUUCAUAAUUCAUUGCAGUUCUUCGACUCUAUCUUAGAAAAGACAAAACAUUCUGUAAACGUCCGCCUCGUGUUGUAAAUAUAUUACAUUUUUGCGAAUUACGUGCGUUCCGGAUGUUGCGAUUUUUUCAGCUCAUCACUGCCUACACUCAACCCCAGUACCGGUAAUACAGUUUCAUAAACAAACCGCCGUUUUACAUCUUCUUUGAAUAAAAUACAAUAACGAUAAAAAUAUUAAUUUUUUUUUAUUUGAUAAGCUUUGUUUGGUAAAACAUGAUACCAAUUAAAAACCGUUACGUGUUAAAGCCUGGGGCACCUUUUGUAUGGAUGAAACCCCAAUCCAACUAAUUGACGGUGCGCCCUUAUGUUUCGUAAAAUACGGCAAUUAUAUUAUAUGAAUUAAGAAUAUUUAUUUCAACCAUAAUAAAAUGAGAACAGUGCACUGUUGAAAUAAUUCUUGGCUACUCACAGGUAAUAAAAGAACAGAUAAGCAGUAAAACAAUAGGAGUGCAGCUCAAUUUUACCUGGCAAAAACUGCCAUAGUCAUGUUUCCUAUUAACCAGGUCUACUGUAUAGAUGAUUAUAAUUCGAAAAUUUUCAUGUGUAAGAAUGUAUCAAUUCAAAUAUCUUUUAACUUCUUUUGACUUGAAUGAAUUAGUUGCAAUA